CCUGUGAUGGGAGUUUUAAUAAUGGCGUGGCCGUGGCGGGGGGCUGCUGCUCUCUGCCCAGCAUGAGAAAACCACCUGUAGACACCGCGACGCAGUUUUAUCAGCGAUUAGAAAAGUGAUUUAGCGGAAGUUAUAAUGUCACCCCGCAUAGUAAAUCUCCGCUGAGAGCCUGCUCUUCAAACUCUGUGAAACUACGGGCUUUGAGGCUGGAAGCGCUUUGUCAUGUCGUUACUGUGUGUCAGAGUGAAGAAAGCCAAGCUCCAGGGACCACCAGAUAAGUUCAACACCUAUGUGACGCUGAAGGUGCAGAAUGUCAAAAGCACAACCAUCACUGUGCGGGGGGACCAGCCUUGCUGGGAACAAGAUUUCAUGUUUGAGAUCAACCGGCUUGACCUCGGCCUCAUUGUUGAGGUGUGGAACAAAGGCCUCAUCUGGGACACCAUGGUGGGAACCUCCUGGAUUCCUCUAAAGAGUGUUCGACAAUCAGAAGAGGAGGGCUCAGGCGAGUGGCUUUUUCUGGAUUCAGAGGUCCUGAUGAAAGCAGAUGAGAUAUACGGCACCAAGAGCCCAACGUCGCAUCGGCUCCUGCUGGAUACUCGCUUCGAGCUGCCUUUCGACAUCCCAGAUGAUGAGGCGCAGUAUUGGACAGGCAAGCUGAAGCACAUCAACACCAUGGAAAUCCAUGAUGAGUACUCUCUGCAGGUUGAUGUUCAGAAUCGUCAGCUGCCAUUUGCGGCCUCCCAGUGCUGCAACUAUUUCGGAUGGGCUGACCCACUGACUUUGGAUGACCAGGACAGUGCUGUAGAUGACCGGGAUAGUGACUACCGCAGUGAGACCAGCAACAGUUUGCCUUCACGUUACCACACAACAGCUCAGCCCAACUCCUCCAUACACCAGUACCCCAUGGGGCCUCGGCCACAACACCCCCCAGACUGUUGUACAGACUCUGUCCACAGCUUUGACCUGGACUACCGGGACCAGAGAGGAAGCAGAUCUUUAAAUCAGAAAGGAAGAGUGAGAAUUAUACCUGUAGAUUCUGGCAUGGGGGUUGAAGAUUGGGAAAACAAAUACAAAGGGCAGAGCAAACCUCAGCUGAGUGACUUUUUAGACGAUGAGGAGGACAGUGUUAUCUUUCGAAUGGGAAGGCCCUACCCUGAGCCAUCACACACACCGGUCUGUCAAAAUCCAAAGCGCAGCGGUUUUCUGCCUGCUACCUACCCCGAAAGCUAUGACACUAUUGACCGUCGGCGAAAAAAAAAGAUAAUGGACUCAAGAGGGUUUGUCAAUACAGAGACUGAGAAAUUCAGAGAAGAGACUUCUACCUCUGACUUUGCACUUCUCCGUGAGAAGAGAGGGGAGCUGUUCAUGCGGCAGGUAGCAGAGAUGCAGGAAGAGGAGGAGCGAAUGACUUCAUGCCUCAGGCCAUACAAGAAUGGGCUUCUCUACAAGACAAGGAUGUGGGCUAAAAAUGAGCUUGACAACACUUUGGAGAAUUAUGUGGCAUACCAAAAAGAGGAAGAUGCUAAAAUAAGGGCACGGUUUGAUUUUGAGAGUCCUCAGGAUCUGAAGUAUCCCAUUGGCGUAGAGGAAGAUGUCGAUGACAUUGCCUUUAUGGCUGAGGACUGUCACUUGGAAAAUGAAAGACGUUACAAAGACAGGUAUUGCUUGUCCCAUGAGGGCCACAUAGACAAUUCUCAGGGUCUUCGGGAGAAGAAGUGUGGAAAAUCUAAAGCUGGAGGGUGGAUUGCUGAGACAAUACUCUCUCCUGUGGAGGAACCAAGUGAUGAAUAUGUUGACCCCAUGGACGAGCUCCAGUGUCUAGUGGAAACUGUUUCUGAAUAUCUCGCUGAAAAAGAAGAGGAAAUCAGCAAGUACGGUUCCCUCCCGAAGUCAAACAAAUCUAGAUUAUCUUCUCUAGGUAGCAAUAGAACUGAUUCUUUUGGAGAGGACCAAAAUGCUUCAUCAAAGGAUCCUAGAGGAGAAUCCCAAUCACACACACCUCCUGAUCAGGGUAUUUCAGGUGUGAAAAAUGCAGUGAGUUCAUUGUUUAGCUCUCUCUCUGACAAAGUUGGAGGAAGCCCCAAACAACCAGUCCCAUCUCCGCAGACAUCAUCUGCACAGCCCUCUCAAUCCGGACUAACAAAACUGUUGUCUUUUAUUCCUAAAUCAAAUACCUCAGCUCCUGUAGCAGUUGUGUCUCCAGUGGAAACCUCCCCUGAAAAAUCACUCAGUUCUUUGCCUUCUCAGCCAUUACAUGAUGCCAAAAAUGUAGGUCAUUAUCAAGAAUCAAAAAUUCCCUUAAGGAGCCAGACUCAAACAGGUACAACAAAAGAUGUGCCUGAAUUUGCAACCAAACCCCAAAGUGCUCAAGGAAACUCAUUCUUUGGAAAAUUGAAUCCUAUAAAGCUUUUCUCAGGAGAUAAUGAGAACUCCACUGAAGACAAACAGGCACCAGAGUCCACAUAUUCGCAUGGCCAUACACAGUGGAAUGAAAAGUGUGUUGAUAAUUGUGUACAUCAAGGUAAUCAGCCGAUGACAACAGAACGGGGUAAGAAAUAUGAAAAAUUAAUAAGCUCAUCACAACAGAAACCUCUGGAACAAAAUCAUGAUGAAAAUGUGCACAGGAGACAGAAUCCACUGAUGUACAAACACGAAAAUGUGCCUGUUCCAGGGCCAGAAAGAUCGACUGGCCAAACACAAUCCACUGGACUUUUUAGCCCUUUUAGGAAGUCGUUAAGUUCAUUGAUUACACCCACAGUCCCAUUUCCACCUCAGGGGCCUCCUCCGGUGGCUGUUUAUCCAGUAUUUAGAACCAGUGAGGCUCCCCAACUACAGAAACCAGCAGAGGACCCCUCGUUGAAUAGCAAGCCUAAACUACCUUUCACCUCCUCUGAAAAUGCGUCCACUCAGCAACGCCCCAAGGCAGAAGGAGGACUGCUUUCUGGUUUUCUAAAGUUUGCAUCCAGUGAAGAUAUUAGUGCCUCCACAAAAACAACAAACCAUGACUCAUCUGUCACGUCCUCUACUAGCUUUACGCAGAAUUCUGCUGUGCCCCAGGAGAACAAUGAAAAAGGGUGGCUUUCAAGCAUUUUUAACCCGGUCCCUGCUCCCUCUGGUUCAGGUCAGAAUUUAAUCAGUAACCAGCAAUCUCAGAACACUAAAGUGCCACCUGGCUCCCAAUUACAACAUGCAUCAAGUCAGAAAUCAACAUCAGCGCCUCAUGGAAUGCAGCAUCAAGUUCCCAGUCAGCCUGAGUCACAGAGUUUUUUGACAGGUCUUUUUAAAGGUAGUGCAGCUGAGGAAACCUCUCAUAUGGGUGCUAAUCAACCCAAACAAGGAGGACUGCUGUCUGGACUUCUUAAAUUUGGGUCUAACAGUGACCUGGCUGGCAGUGUGCCACAGCCUGCUUCUCAUAACAAUCAACAGCCCAAGAGCAAUAAUCCGUCACAGUUUCCCAGUAACCCUCCUCGACAAAAUCCUACAGCUCCGCAGAUGGGGGGGCUUCUCUCAGGACUAUUGAAAUUUUCAUCAACAGAAAACAUACAACAAAAUCCACAACCCUCUGUAGGUGAAAAGCAGAGGAACAUCCCUGACAAUUACUAUGGUCAUCAUCGGACAUCAGAUGAAACUCAGCCAACACAGCCUCAGCAAAAGGGCCUCGUGUCUGGCUUCCUUAAAUUUGCAUCAUCUGAGAGUAUUUCCAGCAGUCAAACAAUUAACCAACAAAGCAGUGCUCAAUGUAACCAACAAAAUUUCCAGCAACAGAAUACUCAAGUUCCAAACCGAGGUCCUCCUCUCAGAGACAGAACCUCGAGUCAGCAAGUUGUCCAAAGAGAGACAAGUAAACCAGGCUUUACUAGACAACAAACUGUCCCACUUCAGCAAAAACCAUCCCAUCAAGGUGGUAUUUUGUCUGGUCUUUUUAAAUUUGCUUCAGCAGACAGCAUUAACACACCAAGUCAACCACCCCCUCAACAGCAGGGCAUUACCCAAAGCAGAUCUAACCAUGAGAAAGUACAAAAGAAUAUCCCAAUUUCUAACCAAAACCAACCACAAUUUAGCACAACACAAAAUACAACUCAAGCAAGUGGGCUUUUGUCUGGACUGUUCAAAUCAUCUUCAGAACAUGUGGCUCAACCACAGCAGCCCACUCAAGAACAAAUCAAGGUGUCAUGUAGCCAGACUGGUCAGACACAGAUGGAGACACCAAGUCAGCCUGGGAGGCUCUCAGGAUUUUUUAACAAGUUAACUAAAUCACCUGAAAGUGCUGACACAGCCAGCCAGACAUUAACGGGACAAUUGCCACAACAGAAGGACAAUACAGCUGCAAUAAAAAGCCCACCAAACCAGCAAAAACAGUCAUGCACUAAUUUAACACAGUCUACACAAGAACAUGAAGAGAAAGAGAAGAGGAUUUCACAAAAUUCCCAGCAAGGUUUUUUGUCUGGGUUGUUCAGCAGAAAUGUAACUGAGGACCCUUGUACUGAACAAGUCGAACAACAGACUCCCUCAGUGAAGUUCACAGAUUCAAAUUCAAGCACAUUAAAAAGUGCUACCUCAGGCUUAGGGAGGGAAAGUUUGCGAAGUGUUGUUCCAGGUUCUCCCAAUCUAGGACAGAGUAGACAUGCUUUAAUCCAUCCACCUAUGUCAGUUGGUACUGAGGGUUUGGACUUACGGACAUCUGCUACUUUUGCGAGAUCUCUUCAGAGUCAGGCAUCAUACUCCUCAAUUAGCUCAAGUAAUUUAGCUCAGUUAUACUAUUCUAGUUCACUUCAUUCAUUUAAGCCACUGGCUUAUAGUACCGGAAAUAUUAAUUCAGUCAUGACCAUGCAGCCAUAUAUAAGUGGAAGCACUCCCUCUUUGUAUGGAGCUACAAAUCAAAACCUUUACCAAGGUCAGCUGUCCCCAUAUGGAAUAAGUCCCUCUUAUGAUGAAAACCAGUGGAUCCGGGAAAGUACUCUAUGGCAGCAGUUUCAGAAUGAGUCACUGAAUUAUCACUUUCAAGAAGAAGAACAAGGUUAUAGACAGAGCUGUGAAAAUAUGUCAUUAUCAGCCACUGCUCUUCAUUGCACUUCCUCAAAUAUCAAUCAGUCAGUUAACCCUACACUAUGGCAAGGUGUUGUUUGUCACCAAGAGCAAACUGUGCCAUAUCAGUUUGAGGGACACAUAAGUAAUGACCCAUAUCCAAAGAGAAAAUUGUGGAAUAGUUAUGAAGAUUUGGUAAACAAAGGAUAUUCACCUAAUGAGGAAGGCGUUUUGAACUUGGCUACUAAACAGAGUAAUGCAAAGUUUGAAAAAUGGCAUUCACGUAAUGAUGGUAGCACUUACAGCUUGAAUGGCAUUUCAUAUCAUGAAGGCUAUUAUGAGGAGACUGCACCAAGCUUAUCUUAUUCGGCCAACUGGCAAUAUGGAAUGGAUAAUGCUGCCUUGCAAAAUUUUCAUAGUGAUGGCAUGAACUAUCAGAGUCAGUAUAAUUUGAAUAGACCAGAAUCAAACUGUAUUCCAAAUGCCAAUACUGACACAGAAGAUGCUCUGUACCUGGAAGACACUGAAUGGUAUCAGCAGUGGCUUGCACUUUUGGAGCAAGGAAUGUGGUGGCCAGCAGAAGAUGGUGACUGUGGCUACUUUGUUUACACAGAUCAUGAGUACAUUUAUGCCUUGCUUACAGAUGCAGGAGGUGAAUAUGUGUAUGCGUGUACGCCUGAGGGUGAAUCUUGGGGAGAUGGACAGAAAUCAGAUAGUUUCCCCAGCGCUUGGCUGCACAAUGAAAUGGUUUUAGUCUGUGGCUUUAAAAUUCCACUUUACAAUGAGGAUGAGCUUCUUUGGUUUCCUGGUCAAAAUCACAGUGAUUCAAAACUUCUUAAUGCCCCUCUUGAUUUGUCAGCUGCCUAUAAGAAAGGAAAUGAGAUUAUGAAUUUAAAUCUGGAGCAGUUCUCUCAAAUGUUUGAAAACUCAUUUCUGUCACAGGGGCAACAAGGUGUGGAUAUCACAUCGUACAGAUUGAACAAAGUCAGGAUGGAUCCAAGACAUCCCAGUUAUGUUUAUGACAAUUACUCCAAAGAUGUCAUUGACCUUUCGUGUCGUAAUAAAGACCACAUCUAUCCUCAUUGGAAUAACCAGGAAAUGAAGACAUUUCUUUCUCAAAAGGUUGCUGUUUCUUUGAACUCUACUCCUACUGCAAAUUCAAAUCAGCAGCUACUUUACAACUGUUACCAACCUAGCCAAAGGCGACGCUCAUCUACGGCUGUCACAGUAAAACAUGUUGAUGAAGUAUCAGAGGAAGAAUGGAGGAAAAGAGUAUCUCCAGGAGAAGAGCAGCCUAAUCGUCAAGUCAAAAAGAUUACUUCCCUAAUAUCAUCUUUUGUCAGCAAAACAUCACAGGUGGAACAGAACAAAACCAGCAUGUCUCCAUCUGAACAAAGUUCUGACAAGUCUUCUAAGAAUAUUCUUUCAUCAGGUUUCCAAAGUUUGAAGUCUAAGAUCACCAAAGAAGAAUCCUCUUCUGCUGUGACCCAGCCAGAAAGUGGUAAAAAACAAAUGCAGAGGCCAACUACCUCACAGGGAAGAAUAUUGCCCACAAUACCAACAACAACUCAAGUGACUCACCCCUCAACACAAUCACAUACUUUACAGAAACCCACACUUUCGCGUCAAACUACCAUGGUUCAGCAAACAACCCCACCAACAAAACCCAGUGCCACAGUGCCUUUAGGAUCAAAAGAAUCUCUCACAAAAUCUGUGCCACCUGGAAACCUUGCAUCUGAUAAGCCAGUGGAUAUAGCAGUGGAGAAACCCUCUGAACAACCACAGGCAGGCUUCAUGAACCUUCUCAAAUCAGCAGUUGGAAUGGAGGAGACUAAACCUGAACCCCAGAAAAUUUCUCAGACCUUCCCCAAUCAGCAGACUAAAACUGGCAGCACUGCCUCCUUACCAGGCAGUGCCUCUGCAAAUAAAGAAGCUACAGGAGUAUCAAAUCUCUUUGGAUCAAUAGGCAGCCUGUUUAGUGGUGAGCCAUCACCACCACAAAACCAGCAUAUUAAAUCUAGUGUUACAGAGGGUUCUCUGGCAUCGGCAUCUAGAUCAAUGGGUAUACAGAGACAGCAAACUAUGGAUCAAACUGCCGCAUCUCGACACUCACAGAAUCAACCCAGCCAACCACCAAACAAAAGUAUCUCCCAAGAGUCUACUUCCAAAUUUUCCUCAGGCCCUGCAGCAAGCCAUGUCCAAACUGUGCCACCUGAAGCACAGACAAAGCAGGAAGCAUCAAAUAAACAAUCUAGUGGACUUUUUGGAUUUUCAAUCGGAGAAAUGCUUACAGGGUCAACAACCACUCCUCAGUCUGGCCCCAGUCCUCAAACCCCUGCAUCAACUACAGCUCCACAGGAGGAAUCUCUUGGUAAAAGUAUACUUUCAAUUUUCUCUGGGCCAAGUCCUCAGCAGGCUGCUCCCAAACCUGAGACAUUGCCUCAAACAAAUUCACCAAGUGUAGCUCCAACAGCUUCACAACCUCCUCAACAGGAAACACUCGGUAAAAGUUUGCUGUCAAUGUUUGGAGGUUCAACUCCUCCCCAGCCUGCUAGUCAAAGUAGACCUUCUGCUGAGGCACCACAACAAGGAGCUAAUCCACCAAAAGAUCCUCCAUCUACAGGAUUUCUUUCGAUGUUUAGUGGCCCUAGCAACCAACCAUCUCAACCCCAAACGGGAUCCUUUCUAGGAGGAAUUCUGCCUGGGUCAUCAGGUUCAUCUGAAAGCCCGAUGAAAGGACUGUUUUCAGUGUUUAGUGAUCCCAUUCCUCCCCAACCUCGGCCACCAACAGUGCCAUCCCAACAAGGAGUAGCUCAGUCACAAACUCAACAACAAAGGGUACCUCAGACACAGUCCAAGCCACAAGAACAUCCACAACCACAAGGACAGCCAGCCACUUCUGUUCUUGGGGGUAUAUUUGGUGGCUUGUCUGCUUCUAGUGAAAGUCCAAGAAAAAAUUUGUUCUCCAUGUUUAGUGGCCCCAGUACUCCUGAAACACCAGGAGGCGGUGUUGGUCCAAACAUGUCUUCCAUGCCAGGGACUGCAACCCCCAAAGUAUCUGCCAAGAGUAUACUCUCUGCUUUUAAUGACGCUGUGUCACCUCCGCAACAAACUCCCAAAGAUCCACCAGUGACUGAUUCACAACAAAGUUCUCCCCAAACGUCAUCUCUUACCAGAAGCAAUUUCCCAGAGGCACCAACUACCAGUGAAAUAUCAAAUAAAAAUAAUACUAAUUCUAGUGAAGUUCAUGCUGGCCCACCUUCUGACAUUGCUGUUGCAGCUUCAGAUACUUCUGAAGAGGGUUCACAACUUAAAGGCCUUGGUCUUGCAUCUAAGGAACCAAACUCAGAAUGUGUGUCUAAGGAAACAAAAACUGAAAGUGCACCCCUAGAUCCCAGUCCUCCUAAAGAACCGCCAGCUCCAGGUUUGAUAUCAGGAUCAGGCCCCCAUCCUCCAUCUUCAACUGGAUUUAUGUCAGAUGGUCCAGGGAAAGGUUUGCUGUCUUUAUUUUCUGCAUCCACUCCCGAUCCAUCUACAGAAUCUGCACCAGGAUCAUCAGGCCCCAAGGAUGCACCGAAAGGUUUGUUCUCAGUGUUUGGAGGUUCUGCCCCUCAGCCUUCCUCCCAGCCUGGGAGUUCUCUAUUAGGGGCAAUGUUUGGAGGAUCUUCCCCUCAAACACCAGCAUCUCAAACUGGUGGAUCAUUACUUGGUGGUUUAUUUGGAGGUUCUGCGCCUCAAACUACUCCGCAAGUUAGUUCCACUAAGACUGGGGGUUCUGUUCCUCAAACUGCAGGACCUCAAGCAGGAUCGUCAUUACUUGGAGGAUUAUUUGGUGGGUCUUCUCCACAGAGUGCUGGAUCUCAGACUGGGGGGUCAAUUUUGGGUGGACUUUUUGGAGUGCCGGCAGCUUCAUCUACAAUGCCUCAGACUAGUGGGUCUAUGAGUGGUCCUGCCACCCAAACAUCAACAGCCCAAAACAAUAGUUCUAUAUUUGGAGGGAUUUUGGGGGGAUCAGCUUCUCAGGCAAGUACUAUACAGACCGGCGCAUCUCUUCUGGGUGGUAUUUUACCUGGAGCUUCAGGUCCUAAUGAGCCAUCCAAUAAAAGUUUGCUUUCAGUAUUUGGAGAAUCUGCUCAAGCUUCAACAUCAACUGGAACUGCUACACCAACAUCUACUGAUGAUAAGAAAACAGUAACUACUGAUCUUAGCAGCUCUACGUCAAGUAUACCAAAACUGACUGAUCCCAGUACAGCUGGUUCAGUUGGUGAAGGAACAAUUGUGAGUGAUGCUGCUACCAAAAGCAAUGACCAGGUGGAAACAUUGCAGCAACCUGAUGGUACAGUUCAGUGUCUUGAGACAAGCUUGUCCAAAACUGAUGGAAGUGUCAGUGUAGAGGUUAGUUCCAAAGAUACAGGCGAGCCAAGUGCUUUAUCUGGAGAUCAGUCUAAACAUUCUGAAAUAUGUACAGCAGCACAACAGCCUGCAAGACCAGACAUUGUUGGUGAUGGUUUGAGUCAAGAUAAAACACCACCUAAAUUAGAUGAGGCAACACCCCCCACUCAGUCAACAAGUCCUGUUGUCCAGCUUCCACAGAAGCCUCCAGAGCCAGAAAAAUCUACUAGCGAUUCAGCAGCAGAUACAGUUUCAAACUUCAUGUCUUCCCUUUUCAAACCAACACCUGUUCCCAAUGAAGGUCCCCAACAGCAAAAGAACUCUUUGUUUGGACUGGGACUAACAGCAUCCCAAGCUGAUACCAGUCAGACUGGACCAUCACUAUUGGGGGGAAUAUUUGGAGGGUCUAAUGCUCAGACAGCAUCUCCCCAGACAGGACCAUCACUAAUAGGAGGCUUAUUCAAAGGAUCUGCUCCACAAUCUGGACCUCAGGCCACCACCACUGCCACUGGAGGUUCAUUAUUAGGUGGGAUGUUUGGAGGAGGUUCCUCAGCCAAACCCUCAGGUCCCCAGAGUGGUGGAUCAUUGCUGGGUGGAAUGUUUGGUGGGGCUGGAGUAACAUCACAGCCUAGUAGUUCUUUACUUGGAGGAAUGUUUGGAGGAGCGGCUGGUCAGGCUGCAGGAUCACAGACUGGAGCAUCCUUACUUGGGGGCAUAGGGGGAUCUUUAUUUGGGGGCAUUGGACAACAACCCUCUAAGCCUCCUCAAUCAGUGCCAGCUGAGCCAAAACCUGUACAGAGUACCAAUACACAGCCACAGCCUAAGAAUGAAAAUGUGUUAGCAAAAAUGCCUCCAUCUGACUGUGAGACCAGUACAUGUAAAAUAGCAGAUAAUGAUCAAGAAAAACCUGUAAGUCUAACAAAUAGCAGUGCCAUGCCACCUGACACAGGUUGUCCAAAAACAUCUGCCAUCACAAAUGCACCCAUAAACACUUCAGAUGACCUCAUCCAUCAGGAAGAUAACAUUGAAAAACAGGAGUCAGCUGUUGAGGGAGAAAUAAUACAUGAGAAGCCCAUAGUCAUUAAAGAAGACCCUGAGAAUAAAGAAUGUGACAAAUCUGCCCCACCAGAUAUCAGGCAAGUCACUCCUACUACAGCUUCUGAAGAAGAUCAAUUGCCCAGCAGUGCAGAGCCACCUCAAGCCAAAUCUCUGUUUGGUUUUGUAUCUGCACAGAGCGAGGCAGGAAAAUCUCUUGGAUCCCUUUUUUCAUCAACAAUGCCAUCAGUUGCUUCACCUUUGCCUCAAACGGAGGGAGGAAGUGGUCUGUUUUCAGGAUUAAAAACCCUCUCUGGAGGCCUAUUUCAAGAGGAUAAACCCACUGCUGGAAAACAAGAGCCACCUACUACAUCAUUAUUUGGGGCAAAAAUAAGUUUCCCUUGGCAGGCAGACCCACCCAAAUCACAACCUACCUCAGUUACAACAUCCCAACCCAAAACUAACAACCCAACAAGCAGUCAAACACAUAUUGUAGAAAAGGUUGCCACGUCUGAUGCCCAAAAGAAUCAAUCGGUAGGUUCCACAGAUGAUAUAGAAAACCCCCAGAUUUGCAUCUCCACUCCUGAAGUAGAUCCUUCAGCUUCCCUGACCCCAAAGGAGAAGGAAAGGCUUGUAGAAACAUAUCCCUCUGCAGGCCCAACCUCUGGAGUGCAGCUGGACAACCAGUCCGAGAAGGAUCUAUUGAAUGCAAAAAGUCCAGUCGAAAGUAGUCGCUUUGGAUCAUCAGGAAACCUAAGCCAGAUCAGCUCCCAGCUUAGUGAAACUGGCCACGAGAGCACUGGAGGGUCAGAACUGGAAGAGUCCUUCCACUCCUACCAUAGUACUGGCUUUCACCCGUCUACCAAUGGGCAGCUGCGCACAAAUGGACAUCUUCACACCAAUGGACUCUCUAAAGUCGAAGAGCAGGAGAUACAUGGGCUGUCCCCUGAAGUAGGACGGCCCUUGAAGAGUGACACUCCAGUCGAGAGAGUAUCGUCUAAACUCCAAAGGUUCCACGACGAUGGGCCGCCAUUACCCUUUUCUCCAUCCAGAGUUCGUUGGUUGAAGGCUAUCAAUAAAGUCAGAGUUCAACUCCGGGAGGUUCGAGAUGAGGAACCCAACGCUAGACAGGCCUGGGACAAACCAGGUGGUGGAUCUGGUCUGUAUGGAAUUGACAGCAUGCCAGACCUACGUAAAAAGAAGCCCAUCCCCUUGGUCAGCGAUGUGGCUAUGUCUCUUAUCCAAGCCAGGAAGGCCGGAAUCGCAUCUGCUAUGGCUGCACGGUCCUCAAUCAAGGAUGAGGAGCUGAAAAACCAUGUGUACAAGAAGACACUGCAGGCUCUCAUCUAUCCCAUAUCUUGCACUACACCACACAACUUCGAAGUUUGGACGGCCACUACUCCCACAUACUGCUAUGAGUGUGAGGGGCUGCUGUGGGGGAUUGCACGCCAAGGCAUGCGAUGCUCUGAAUGUGGGGUCAAGUGCCAUGAAAAGUGCCAAGAGCUGCUGAAUGCUGACUGCCUGCAGCGUGCUGCGGAGAAGAGCUCUAAGCAUGGAGCUGAAGACCGAACUCAAAAUAUCAUCAUGGCGAUGAAGGACAGGAUGAAGAUCAGAGAAAGGAACAAACCAGAAAUCUUUGAGCUGAUCAGAGAAGUGUUUGUCAUCAGCAAAGCCAUUCACGCGCAGCAGAUGAAGACCAUCAAGCAGAGCGUGUUGGACGGUACCUCAAAGUGGUCGGCCAAAAUCACCAUCACAGUCGUUUGUGCCCAAGGACUUCAGGCAAAAGACAAGACAGGAUCCAGUGAUCCCUAUGUUACAGUUCAAGUGGGAAAGACCAAGAAGAGAACCAAGACUAUUUAUGGCAAUCUCAAUCCAGUCUGGGAGGAGAAGUUCCACUUCGAAUGCCACAAUUCUUCAGACCGAAUCAAAGUGCGCGUGUGGGAUGAAGACGACGACAUCAAGUCCAGAGUGAAGCAGCGUCUGAAGAGGGAGUCUGAUGAUUUCCUGGGCCAGAGUAUCAUUGAAGUCCGAACGCUGAGUGGAGAAAUGGACGUCUGGUACAACCUGGAAAAGAGGACGGACAAGUCGGCCGUGUCAGGCGCCAUUCGCCUCCAAAUCAACGUGGAGAUCAAAGGAGAGGAGAAAGUGGCUGCAUAUCAUGUCCAGUACACUUGUUUGCAUGAGAACCUGUUCCACCAUUCAACUGAUGUGCUCGGCCAAGGAGUGGUGAAAAUCCCAGAGCCUCGAGGAGACGAUUCAUGGAAGGUCUACUUUGACGAUGUGGCACAGGAAAUAGUGGACGAGUUUGCCAUGCGCUAUGGGAUUGAGUCAAUCUACCAGGCCAUGACGCACUUUGCCUGUCUGUCGUCCAAGUACAUGUGUCCUGGAGUUCCUGCGGUGAUGAGCACCCUGCUGGCCAAUAUCAAUGCCUUCUACGCCCACACAACCGCCUCCACCAAUGUGUCCGCCUCCGACCGCUUCGCUGCUUCUAAUUUUGGGAAAGAACGCUUUGUCAAGCUCUUAGACCAGUUGCACAACUCCCUGCGCAUUGACCUUUCUACGUAUAGGAACCACUUCCCUGCUAGCAACAAGGAUCGCCUGCAAGAUCUGAAAUCCACUGUGGACCUUCUAACCAGCAUCACCUUCUUCAGGAUGAAGGUGCAGGAGUUGCAGUCUCCGCCCAGAGCAAGCCAGGUCGUGAGGGACUGUGUCAAGGCUUGUCUCAACUCCACGUACGACUACAUCUUCAAUAACUGUCACGAGCUGUACAGCAGACAGUACCAACCUCCUGACACAAACAGGGAGGAGCUCCCUUUGGAAGAGCAGGGCCCAAGCAUCAAGAACCUGGACUUCUGGCCCAAACUCAUCAUGCUGAUCGUCUCCAUCAUUGAAGAAGACAGGAACUCCUACACGCCCGUGCUCAACCAGUUCCCUCAGGAGCUGAAUGUAGGAAAGGUGUCGGCAGAGGUCAUGUGGACGUUGUUUGCUCAGGACAUGAUGUAUGCUUUGGAAGAACACGAGAAGCACAGACUGUGUAAAAGCACAGACUACAUGAACCUGCACUUCAAAGUCAAGUGGCUCUACAAUGAAUAUGUCAAGGAGCUGCCGAUCUUUAAGGGUGUUGUUCCCGACUACCCAUCGUGGUUUGUGCAGUUUGUGCUGCAGUGGUUGGAUGAAAAUGAGGACGUAUCGAUGGAGUUCAUGCAUGGAGCCCUGGAGAGAGACAAAAAAGAUGGAUUCCAGCAGACCUCUGAGCAUGCUCUGUUCUCCUGCUCUGUGGUGGACAUCUUCACCCAGCUCAACCAGAGCUUUGAAAUCAUCAAGAAACUGGAAUGUCCUGAUCCAAAAGUCAUGGCUCAGUACAGUCGCCGCUUCUCAAAGACAAUUGCCAAAGUUCUUCUGCAGUACAGUGCCAUUUUGACCAAGAGUUUUCCUACUUAUAUCGAUAAGGAGAAGAUUCCGUGUGUCCUAAUGAAUAACGUGCAGCAGUUGAGGAUCCAGCUGGAGAAGAUGUUUGAGUCGAUGGGCGCCAAACAGAUGGACACAGAGGCCAGUGACCUGCUGAACGACCUGCAGGUGAGGCUGAACAACGUGCUGGAUGACCUCAGCAGUACAUUUGGGAACAGUUUCCAGAGCCGUAUCAACGAUUGUAUGCGUCAGAUGGCGUCUUUGCUGUACCAGAUCAAAGGGCCGCUCAACGCUAACACUAAAAACCAGGUGGAGGCCGACUCUGAUAAUAUGCUACGGCCGCUCAUGGAUUUCCUGGAUGGAAAGCUAACGCUGUUCGCCACUGUGUGUGAGAAGACUGUAUUGAAGCGUGUGCUCAAGGAGCUGUGGAGGAUUGUAAUGAGCAGCCUGGAAAGGACUAUUGUCUUACCACAGGGGAAUGAUACCUUUGGAGCACAGAUCCUUUCAGCUGCAAAAGAACUGGGUCAGCUCUCCAAACUAAAGGAUCACAUGGCGGGGGAGGCUAAAAGCCUGUCCCCCAGGCAGUGCGCUGUCAUGGAUGUGGCACUGGACACUAUCAAGCAAUACUUCCAUGCAGGAGGGAACGGCCUGAAGAAGGCGUUCCUGGAAAAGAGUCCUGAGCUAUCGUCACUACGCCACGCUCUGUCCCUCUACACUCAGACAACAGACACACUCAUCAAGACCUUUGUGACCACACAACAUGCCCAAGUGCACAAUGGGAAGGGUAUUAGGUUAACUCCUAAUGAAAAAAUACAGCCCAGCAGGGGCUCAGGCGUGGACAAGCCGAUCGGAGAGGUGUCCAUCCAGAUUGAACUGUACACUCAUCCAGGGAAUGGAGAGCGGAAAGUUACCGCCAAAGUUGUGGGAGCCAAUGAUUUAAAAUGGCAGACGUCCGGCAUGUUUCGGCCUUUCGUGGAGAUCACCAUGAUCGGGCCUCACCUCAGCGACAAGAAACGCAGAUUCCAGACAAAAUCUAAGAACAACAGCUGGUCUCCCAAAUUCAACGAAACCUUCCAUUUUGCUCUUGGUAACCAGGACGACUUUGAGUGCUACGAGCUCCAAGCCUGCGUCAAAGACUACUGCUUUGGCCGUGCCGACCGAGUGGUGGGUUUGGCCGUGAUACAGCUAAGGGACAUCACUGAGAAGGGCAACUGCGCCUGCUGGUGUCCGCUGGGACAGCGCAUCCACAUGGACGACACGGGCCUGACCGCCAUGCGAAUCCUCUCGCAGCGCUCCAGCGAUGACGUGGCCAAGGAGUUCGUGAAGCUGAAGUCAGAGACCCGAUCAGCGGAGGAAGGCAGAUGAGGUCACCUAUUUCAUGGGUAACGGAAGGAUUGCGUGUGAUAGCCCGGUCAUGAAGCAGGGAGUUGUCUCUGAAGGGCCACGUGGACUCUCUGUUAGAACUUAGAUGUGUCUUAGCUGCUGCUGUUGAUCGUUUGGUGGCGCCUUGCCAAUCUCACCGACACACUGUCACAUUCUCACUCUGGGGAUUUUGGCCAUCACUCACUUUCUGCGUUCCGCAAACACAUUAUUAACCAAGCUACCGUCCAGCACACAGGCGUCGGCUCACUCAAACUUCACGCCCACCAGCUGUUGCACUAGGCAGUGACCACUUACUCCCGCCAUUUGCUCUUUUUGUUUACCCCCUUCCCUCAUCAGCCACAGUGGCACAGUCCACACUCUGUAGUCUCAAGGGAACAGAGGACGCCCGGCCCCGCUGGAGGGCCGAACAAGACCCCGCACCUCCCUGGCGUUGUCGUGCAAUAACCCCACCUCACCCCUCAAACCAUGGCCAAGUGUUUUAUGCCUUACACUUUUAAAACUGUGAAUGUGUUUGUCCUUCAGCUCCACUGUGGUGGUUUGAGGUCAAUGUGAAAAUUCUCUCAUGGUUUAUCUCAUGAAGAAGUCUUUUGUUGGAUUAACUAAUAUCUACUGUAGGAAACAGUGCUGGUCAAUUAUUGAAACAUUUUACUGGCGUUAGUCAUGUGUAGCUCAUUUCUCUAGACAAGGUACUUCAAUAAUAACCCUUUGUUUUACCCCUUUAUGUAAAUCAGUUAAAUGUGUGCCUUGGCAAAUCAAGUUUUAUGUGAGUAGUGAAAUCACUACUAACACGAAGGUUUAAGACAAAAACCUCAUUGAAAUGUCACUCUGUAUGUAAAGGGAGAGUCCUGUUGGCCAUACUUAAAUAUAAACUUCAUUCACAGCUCUUGGCUCGUGUGGCCUAAGUGUAACCACGACGGUGUAGCCAUUUUAUUUAUUUUUUUAUACGUAUUUAUUUUUUUCGUCUGUGAUUUGAAAUGUCGUUUACUGCUGGAGACAGUCGUGUUUGUCCGAGGCUGUGCGUCUGAAACUUUGCACGGCGUCUGAACGAGCUGCUGAAAUACACGCUCAGUACCCUCAAAACGAAGCGACAACCUAGAAUUAGUCCAUGACACGUGUUCGAUUAACAAAAGAGAUAACCGCCUCGUUGAACUGUUCGUUUGGAGUAAACAAAUAUUACAUGCUGAACUUUCAGGUAACAUCUCUUUCUUCCAUCAUAUUUGUGGUUUACAUAUAUCUUCCUGCUCUGUUUUCUCUUUGUAUGCGUGGCCUUACUUUGGUGAAAAAAUGGAAAGUGUAUCUUUUUAUUCUUUUUUAUCCUUGUAUUUCCAAAUGACAAUUGUCCACUUUUAUCUGAAAAUAAUGUCCAAUGAGUUUUUUUUUUUUUUCUCCAAGUGAUGUUCCUUAUCAUUUUGUACUUUUUAUCUCAGACGAUAUUGCAAUAUUGGUAACUACAUGUAGGUAGGCUGGGUUAUCUGCAAUUUGUUUUAUUUAGUAUUACAUUCCUUCAGAUGUCUUGUUAAGUUGUUUCCCUUUAUCCUCUUGAAUAGUUUGGGAUGACGUAUCACUUGUUGUGGACGGUGUGAUGUGUGAAGUUGUUCUUUACCGAGGAAGAAAUAAUAAAAUGUUACUCUUAAUGAAGGAUAAAUAUUGCUAUGUUAUGAUAACCUCAUUGUGUGCACAUUUUUAAACUGAUCACACUGUGUAGAAACCAGGAAAUCAGACUCCUCUUUGUUACAGUAUGUUAUCUUCUGUGAAUAAUUAAUAUUUAUGAGGGCAAAUAUUCCGUAGCCAUCCUGUAAGAUACACAUUCCCUGUGCCAAGUGUUCACUUUUGAUUAUAUAUACGUCGUUGCUUAUUUUCUAAAUUUGUUAUUUGUUAACCCUUGCACUAAAUCACUAAAUCACUGCAAUAGUUAACAAGUAUGUUAUAUCGGUCUCAGAAACUGCAUUUUUUUUUCUUUUUUGGUGUUUUCUAUGUAUCGUCACUACUCUGAAAAGUUGGUGUCACCAUGUAAACAUUCAGAUCCAUCAAUUUUGUAUAAAGUAUUUGAGAAGUA
This is a messenger RNA of Mugil cephalus (flathead mullet), 17299 nucleotides long. RefSeq names its product protein unc-13 homolog B-like. Gene Ontology annotation, molecular function: calmodulin binding; syntaxin-1 binding; diacylglycerol binding. The coding region runs from base 223 to 15225 and encodes 5000 amino acids. Gene Ontology annotation, biological process: dense core granule priming; synaptic transmission, glutamatergic; neuromuscular junction development. Gene Ontology annotation, cellular component: presynaptic membrane; neuromuscular junction; presynaptic active zone cytoplasmic component. Lineage: Eukaryota; Metazoa; Chordata; Actinopteri; Mugiliformes; Mugilidae. The record is from RefSeq and is a predicted model, not a curated record. The transcript has 43 exons.